AUGGAUCAGUUAUUAGAGGAACUGUUAUUGAAACGGAAAGAUGGGUUGCAUUCACAAAUAAAUACAUUAAUAAAUCAAUUAUGUGAUGAGACAAAAUUGAAAAAAUCCCAUUCAGAUCAAAUCAAUCGAUCUAAAGGUUCCAAAGUAUUGGUGAUCGCCAAUAAGAUCAAGGUGCUAGUGCAGGAGUUUGAACCAUCCCCCAAUCUCUUGGACUCUUCAUUGUCUCGUUAUAUAGACAGUUUAUCUCUCGGCUAUUCCAAUGCUCGUGAAAGUGAUGUGGUGGAUGAUAUACUUGAAUCAAUCGCGGUAGUUGUUUAUACCUUGUCCAAAAUUCGUGGAUUUAAAUACAUUACCAAUUACUUCUCCAGUGAUGUCUAUAUGGUUCCAAAACUUCUCUUAUGGAUGGAAGAUAACACGAAAACUAGUGACAGUCAACAAUUCUUGAUAUUAUUAUGGUUAUCAAACCUUGUACUAGUGCCCUUUCAAUUACAACAAAUUUCCCCAGACAUACCCGACAGGCUAUUCAGCAUGUCUUUGAGAGCAUUGGGUCAAUAUUCUAAGGGAUCCAAGAAUCAAAUCAUGAUUCUGAUCUUAUUAUCGAGACUAUUAACAAGAUCUGAUCUGAAAGUUCUUUUAAACGAUUAUUUUAUGAAUAUAAUUCCACCGGUUUGGAGUUUGAACUUAACGAACAAAGUGUAUCCCAGCUCUUUGAAAUUGGGUCAUAUGAUAACAAUCAAUAAAAUCUUGAAGAGAAUAGAUGGCUCUUCUAAUAACGACUAUUAUUUGGUAGUUCGUGACAUUUUGGAUCAUGAUUUUGCCAUUGUUCAAUCAGAUUGUCAAGAUCAAUCUGAUUUUACCAACAUGAAUGUAUUAUAUUUAAUUAAAUUAUCUCAAAGAUGGUGUCUUUAUGAAUUAUCAUGCUUACAAUAUUUACCAGUGGCAGAUAAUAUAAACCAAUUGUUUCAACGCAUUCUAUUCCCACUUUCUUCCGCUGGGAAACUUGAUACAAGCUUGCGAUAUGCAUUGGCAAAGACUCUAAGUAAUAUAUGCACACACCUUUCUACCACCGCAGUCAAUUAUCAAGAUCAAAUCAUAAACUAUAUCCUAAAUGAUUUGGAAAUCUCAAACUUACAAAUGGAUUCUCCCAAUGAUUCUGUGUUUGAUCCAGAUUUAGAUAUACGACCUGACUACGUAUCAACAUCGCAUUAUCAUACUGUCCUCUUAUUUCUAGGAUAUCUUACUCUAAAGAAAAGUUUACCUACGAGUUAUAUCCCCGUGGUAUUGAGUAUAAUACAUAAGACUCUCUUUUUCAGCCAAAAAUUACUUACCGUGACCUUGGGUUCUCAAAUAAGAGACUCGUCUUGCUUUGUACUUUGGGCAAUCUCAAGAAGUAUUCCGGCUAGAGAAUUUCCUAAAAUUGUUGACUCCUUUACUCUGCAAACAAUUUUAUACGAUCUUUUCCAAGUUGCAAUUUUUGAUACAGAUUUGAUUAUCAGAAGAUGUGGUAUUGCUGUACUUCAAGAAUAUAUUGGGAGAUUUGGACUCUAUAUAUUUGAGUUUGAAAGAAAAGAGAUCGAUCUUGACGGGGAACUAAUGGGUGGGUUUAUCAUUGAGUUUAUUCAGCUUUUUGACACACCUUCAGUGUCUACUUUAGCAGCAUCAUAUGAAAUAAUUCCCAAAUUGAUAUACAUGGGAUUCAAUGUGAAUUUCUUCAUAUCGAUAUUGAUGAACCAAAUUAACGAUCCUGACGUAGACUUCCACAUAAAGAAACUUAGUGCCAUUUCAUUGAACGAAAUCAUAACCAAUAACAUACGCAAGCAAUACGAUUUAAAGAAUCACAAGAGUGAUGAUUUACAGUUAUGGGAAUUCUCGAGAAUUACCCAUGACCUAUGUAAAUCUAUUAAACUGGAAGUUCCUGGAGCAUUAUAUUCUAUAUCUGCGAUAUUGUUUUCACAGCCGGAGCAAAAUUUAGAAAAUGAAUUGGAUCUAAUUGUUCGGUAUGUUGCAGAACAUUUUAGUUUUGAUAUACAUACAGAUUCUCAUGAAAAAGGUGAAGAAUUCACAUCAUUUUUCACUGCAAUUUUAAAUGCCGAAUACUUUAACGGUGAACCUCAACUUGAGAGUCUAUAUUGGGAUCAUUUGUUCGAAAUAUCAAGAGUUUCGUUUAAUUCCGAUCUUGUGAAGCAAAUACAAUGUCUUUUUGAAAUUGCAACAAGUUGUGAUCAAAUUUCAGACGAUUUACAAGAUCGUAUUAUAAGUCUUAUUAAGCACAACAAUUUAAAUUUAGCUUCAAGUAUUGGUUAUCUUUCAGAUAUUAAUUCAUCAUUCAUGCAAGUCAUCGUCAAUAUGAUAGAAAAUAAAAAGGGAGUUCAAGCUGAAACAAGAGCUGAGCUCAUUAAAAGUUUGUCACAUCAUUUCAAGAUGAAUGCUAUCAAUAUUGAAAUUAUACCAAGAAUUCUCAACAUGUUAGAUGAUUAUACUAUCACCAUUCAAGGUGAUGUUGGGUCUAAAAUCAGACUGUCUGUACUUGAUUUCAUCAAAGACCACUUGCCUACGUUACAGAAACACUCCAAUUUGAUAACAGAAGUGUACUCAAAAGUCGUGAGACUCUCAACUGAAGCAUUAGAUAGUCUUAGGAUGCAAGCAAUGGCGAUUUUAAUUGAAUCUAAUGAUUUUGCGACUGUAUCACCUUUAUCUUCCAACACAGAAUUAUAUUUCCAAAAUCUCUUUCAGUUUUACACUAAGAAUCUAUUGGAAGAUCCAACCUUACGAAAGUCUUUUUGGUCCGGAUAUGUAUUCUGUGUCGGGAUGGCUAACCAUUCACUUAUAAACACUUCAUUAAAUACAUUAUUGAAAUACUUGGAAUCUACUGAAAGUUCAUUUAAAUCGAUAUUUUUUAUGGAAAUGUUAAAACUACUUGGCUCACCUAAAGAAGGUUUGAAGUCUUUACCUCCAAGAACAUUAAAACGCUACACUGCCACGUUGAAUACACUCCUAUACCUAUUUGAAUCAGGGACUACAUUUCCAACGGAUUUUAACUACGAAGCCUUAUAUAUUCGCUGUUAUAAUCUUCAUAUCAAUACUGCAAAUAGUCAACGUAUUGGGCUAGUCAUUAAAAUGUUCCAAUAUAUUUCAUGCCUAAACUUGGACAUUUCGAUGAGUGCUAAAAAGAGACUUUGUUGGUUAGCUUGUAAACAUUCUUUACCGGGAGUUCGUCUUAUGAGUGGAGAAGCUUUAUUAGAAGUUGUCAUAGAAAUGGACAGUUGUGACCCAUUACUGCAAAGCUUUAUAAUUGAUACUGAAUGGGAUAUGCCUACAAAAGAAUUAGUUCAAAAAUAUAAAACCUUAGAGUGUGUUAUAAUGAAUUGA
This is a messenger RNA of [Candida] anglica, 3369 nucleotides long. The record is from the annotation of a GenBank genome assembly. NCBI's taxonomy places the organism in Eukaryota, Fungi, Ascomycota, Pichiomycetes, Serinales, Debaryomycetaceae.